AUGUUAGAAGCAGAAAGCAAAUGCAAUCCUGGUAAAGUGGAUGCUCCUCUCUUUGCAUGGCCAUGGAAAUCUUUGGGCAGUUACAAGUAUUUGCUAUACGGUCUCCUUUUUGCGGAAUUUCUCUAUUCAACAUAUUGGGAGGAAAGACAGGGCCAUGAAUGUGAUUGGUGCAUGCAUAUAUUAAUCAUAUGCAUGCUAAGAAGCCUUAUUCAUCAGUUAUGGAGCUCUUAUGACGGAAUGCUUUUCCUUAAUCAUGACCGUCGUCUUUCACAAAGCGGCAUUAAUUUUAAGCAAAUCGACAACGAAAGGCACUGGGACAAUUUCAUUAUCCUUCAAGCAAUUGUGGCCUCUGUUUUAUGUUUGAGCUUUCCUACUCUUACCGAGCUUCCUAUUUGGGAUACAAGAGGCAACAUCUGCUGUUAUCACAUGUCACAGCUUUCUUUCAACGUUACCACUGGCUACACCAUAGCUCUGCAGUGCCUCAUCCCUUUACAGCUGGACUUUCGUCAUACUUGGAACAUCUUAUACUCUGUAUGUUUGGGACAUAGCAAUAUUGAGGUUGUUCCUCAUCGGAUAUUCCAUCUUUUGCCCCCUCUUAAAUAUCUCAUAUAUACACCGACAUAUCAUCGUAUACAUCAUGUGGACAUGGGCAGCCACUUCUGUUUGUUUAUGCCAUUUUUUGAUGUACUAGGCAACACAAUAGACGAGCGUUACUGGAAUCUUCAUAAAGAAACAAGCUCCGGUGCAGGUGCAAGAGGAAGAAUUCCUGAUUUUGUGUUUCUUGCACAUGGUUUGGAAGUUGCGUCAUCGGUACAUGUUCCAUUCAUUUUCCGCUCAUUCAGUUCAAACCCUUUCCCUAAGAAGGUCUUCUUGCUUCUAUUGUGGCCUUUUUCCUUGGUGGUGGCUCUUACAAUUUGGGCCUUUUCCUGUGAGUUUCUACAAGCUUAA
Messenger RNA from Daucus carota subsp. sativus, 948 nucleotides. Its product is annotated as very-long-chain aldehyde decarbonylase CER3-like. The coding region runs from base 1 to 948 and encodes 315 amino acids. Gene Ontology annotation, molecular function: C-4 methylsterol oxidase activity. Gene Ontology annotation, cellular component: endoplasmic reticulum membrane. Gene Ontology annotation, biological process: sterol biosynthetic process. The transcript has 8 exons. NCBI's taxonomy places the organism in Eukaryota, Viridiplantae, Streptophyta, Magnoliopsida, Apiales, Apiaceae. The record is from RefSeq and is a predicted model, not a curated record.